Messenger RNA from Zea mays, 1929 nucleotides. RefSeq lists its product as uncharacterized. The record is from RefSeq and is marked provisional. Gene Ontology annotation, biological process: mitotic sister chromatid cohesion. Gene Ontology annotation, molecular function: protein-lysine-acetyltransferase activity. Gene Ontology annotation, cellular component: chromatin; nucleus. NCBI's taxonomy places the organism in Eukaryota, Viridiplantae, Streptophyta, Magnoliopsida, Poales, Poaceae.
GGCGCCCGCCCGCCUGCCGCACCGGCCGAAUCAUCCGACGGCCCUUAAGCUGAGGCGGUGUGGCCUAAGUUGCAGCGCGGCGGUCGCCCCGAGUCGUCCACUUCGGCCCCGACAGGCUGUCCACGGUGGCGCGAACUGCCCCUCGCCGGUUCGGCCCCGCCCGCCCGUAGCAGCUCACCAGAGAACUAGCCUCUCGUCGGCCUUCCCCAGGUCUGCGCGUGGCGCGGCGCCGCAGCAAAGCUCCACGCGUGCGUGUCCGCCACCCGCCGUCCCGCCCGGGCCGCCGUCGUUGCUCGUCGGUGAACGACGUCUCGCUGGGUAUCAGCGCGUUCUUCGAGCGGCAGCAACGACAAACGGGAGAAGGAAGAGAACUCGUGGAGAAGGCGAAGCGGGACGAUGCAGCCCAAGAUCAGCGCGUUCUUCGAGCGGCAGGAGACGGACCCAGAUCCGAUUAGUGGCGACGGUGAGGGGAACGGGCAGGGAAACGUCGGCGCGGCGACGGAGGCGAAGCGGAAGGCCAAUGGCUGCAGGCUCGAUGGGCUCGUCAGCAAGAAGAGGAACUACGCGCAGCUCCAUCUGGAACUAGGGCAGCCUGAUUUCGUCCUCCACACGUGCUCCGUGUGCGGCAUGAUGUACGCCCGAGGGAACGACGAAGACGAGAAGGUUCACAGGGCGUACCACAAGAGCUACUCCGAGGGAGUCCCUUUCAAGGGUUGGAAAAAAGAGACAGUGAUAGCGAGGUCCGAGGGCGGUGAUCGGGUUGUUCUUGCAACUGACGAGAACUCUUGUAUGUCGAAAAGUAAGGUCAGAGAGGUGAUCACAGUGGUGGAGAAGGAGCUGGGAUUUGGUGAAGGGAAACUCCUGCAUAAGCUUUGCAAGGUGUAUCUAUACAUAUCUGCACAAAGGAUCGUGGGGUGCCUUGUCACUGAACCGAUAAAAACAGGACAUAGAGUUAUCCCAAGCUCCACGGAAGGAAGCCCUAAUGAUUUGCCAGUUAGUAGUACUGAGCGAGGAAAAAAUGGUCAUACAUUAGAGUUCGGCAGUAUUAGUUUCAAGAGGGAAAUCAUAAGGCGGCACAGUCGUUCGGUCAAGAACAAAGAAGAGUGCCAGGACCCUGGUGCCAUACUUUGCGAAACGGAAGCUGUUCCUGCGCUUUGUGGAUUUCGAGCCAUCUGGGUGGCACCAUCGUGCAGAAGAAAACGAAUUGCCUCAAAACUAAUGGACGUUGCAAGGAAAACCUUCUGCGAAGGCAGGACUUUGGGGAUUUCACAGUUUGCUUUCUCUCCCCCGACCUCCUCUGGCAAGGGGCUAGCAUGCCGUUACUGCAAGACCAGUGCAUUCUUAGUCUACAAAGACGGACCGGUGUAACACUUGUACUCUAAGAAAGCCCUCUCUGAAACUUUUCUUCCUCUUGUAAAAUACGCUUAUCUUGUUGGAGCAUUUGACAAAAAAAUGUAAACAAUUAGAUCAAUAUGUAUUCAGGUAGACCAGAAAUUAGCGAUGCUUUGUAACAAUGUAGCUUUUUCUUUUGAGUGGUGACAAUAGCUUUCUUGUGAUCUUCAUAAAUAACUUUUCAUGGUCUCACAUGCUCCGUUGCAGCAAUGCUGCUGCAGCUGCACCAAGCAUGGAACUAGGAGAGUGCAUCUACAAGAUGGAUGUUUUGAGCAAGAAAAUGACAGACUGUAGCAGCAGAGUGACAAUACAUCAAUGAAUGAAUCAUGUAUCACUGAUGGCUGAUACGUGCUGUUUCUGAGGAUAAGAAAAGGAAUUCUUAGAAUUUUUAUUACAAGGACCUAGCAGUCUUGUAGAAUACAGGAAUACACUCAGGAAUCAUUCUAGCUCAGGAAUUGUUCUAGCUGAUUAAAACUUGUAUAAAUCAGAUAAGCAAUUCGGCCAGGAAUUGUUUCGGUCGAUGGCCCCUUAAUGUCU